This is a messenger RNA of Pungitius pungitius (ninespine stickleback), 1179 nucleotides long. RefSeq lists its product as uncharacterized. The transcript has 8 exons. The record is from RefSeq and is a predicted model, not a curated record. NCBI's taxonomy places the organism in Eukaryota, Metazoa, Chordata, Actinopteri, Perciformes, Gasterosteidae. The coding region runs from base 243 to 689 and encodes 148 amino acids.
AAACACAAAUACACACACCUGCACAAACAGACUCUCACACACACACUUUCACAUAGACUCUCUCUCUCACACACACACUCGCAGAGUCUCGGGUCCGUCCUUCGUCCUGCUGACAUUUACUCUGAUAUAAAAGGCGGUUUGAGCCAGAAGGUUCCUGCAGUAAGACACUGAAGAACUGACUAACUCUCACCUGUCUGCCUACCUGUCGUACUGAUCCAGAAACAGUCUCACCUAACAGCAUCAUGCUCACCAGGAACCUUCUUCUUCUCUUCUCCUUGGUCCUUCUUCUGGUGGAGGCGGAUCUCAAUUCCAAUGAUAAAGAGUCAACCUCUGAUGAAGCCCCAACAGAGAGUAUGAACGCCAUAUCUCCACAUCAUCCCGAUACCAGCAGCUCCAGUUCAGAGACUGCAGAUGCUCCAGCAGCCAAUCAGUUGACAGCUCCUGAACCUGCUGCAGUCAGUGUGGAGGAAGAAGAAGACAAUGAACAUUCCAAAUCUAAAGAAGGAGGGAACAAAAAGUUUCGGCCCCGCUCAGCCAAACCUGCAAGACCUGCCCACCCACCACAACGCCCCGCCCUUAUGAUCACAAACCAGAGUCCCACCCUCCCAUCUCAGCCAAUUAUUCCUCAGUUGAAAGCUCUAGUGAGAAACCAAAAGCCCAAAAGAAGAUCCAGAAUCAAUCGCCUUUAAAUAUCAAACAUCAAGACCCAAAGGUUUAAAUCAUUCAUCACACUUGAGUGAAAAGAAACGCCAUUUUAAAACAUUGAUAUUAAACACACAGGUUAAAAUGUGCGUUCUGAAAUCCUCAUGUUGACAUUCACAAAAAUAAGACAUGCAUGUAUGUCUGCAUGUUACAUCUCACAAGCUUAAACAGACAUGAUGAAACAUGCAGGUCAAUCUCUGCAUUUUAAUGCCUGUAUGUUGAAUGGGUUCUUGAUAGGUUUAAUGAAUCAAGCUCCUGCUAUAUUGAUUUGGCUCCUGGUAAAUGUUUAAUUGAUUGGACAUCCUGCACAACUCUGUUGUGUAUCUGCUGUUUUAUGUUGUCUACUGUCUUUCAUCCCUAAGAUCAUGAAUAAACUUUUAAAAAUGAUUUUCAAAUGUUUCAUUUGUUACUGUGGUUUUGCGUCAAUAAAGUUUAAUUUGACUCAAAAUGACUUUCAUCUGACCUCUGACUGAAUAG